Messenger RNA from Sabethes cyaneus, 7067 nucleotides. RefSeq names its product trafficking kinesin-binding protein milt (gene milt). Bases 290 to 4105 code for a protein of 1271 amino acids. Lineage: Eukaryota; Metazoa; Arthropoda; Insecta; Diptera; Culicidae. The transcript has 6 exons. The record is from RefSeq and is a predicted model, not a curated record.
AGACAAAAAUGUUUGAAGCGACGCGUUAGAACCAAACACGGCGGUCGGUCGACCUUUUUAGGAUUCUGCGGGAUAGUGUAGUGGUGCAUCAAAUCAGUCAAAAGAUAAAGCAAAUUGGAAAACACUGCUGAACUGUCUAGUGCUAUUUUAAAUAAGAAGUGAACUAAUGAAAAAUAGUUCCGUUGCUACCAGGCAUCGGUUCUCACUUUACUGCCAAGAUGUAACCUGUUCCGUGAGUCAAUAGAAGAAGCAAAAAUAACAUCAAGAUCAAGUGAAGUGUGAGCAAAUUAUGACGUCGAAAACAACGACCACCAGCUCGACCGCCUCGACAUGCAGCGGUGGCAAUUCUACGGCCUCUGUUAAAAGUGCUGAAAACACAACCACCAACUGCACCACGAACGGCUUUGCGUCUGCAAACGAAACAACUUCCAACUCACCCGCCGCUUGUGACGAUGAAGAUCUGUACAACACGCUGUUUACCAAGAAACUGUCCUCGGGCAGCUUCAACAUUUUUAACAGUACGACGUUCCUGGACUGCGUCGACGACUACCGCGGUGGUCUCGUGAGCGGAGCCACCGACACGCCGGAUGCUGCUACUGCUGCCAUUUCCGCGCCCGUUUCCGUAUCUUUCCGACCUAGUGAUUCAAGUUUCGGCUUUCAGAAUACAUACGCCGUGCUGGAACGGCAGCUGGCGAACAAAACGCAGGCCGCCCAUCAACUGCGUCAGUUCCUAGAACAAAACGAAAUUUACAAAACGCCAGUAUUCUGCGAUGCGUCACCGCGUGAUCAUAGUGCAAAUUACUUAAGAAGAAUCAGCGAAGAAAGCAUUUCCUCCCAGCAUUCGUCUGUCACAGUUGAAGAUGCGGAGAAACCUAGUUUUCUAGAGUUAGAACUGGAGGCUUCCAGUCGACUAAGGAAGCUCAAGGAACGCUUUGGUAGUAGUUCAAGCUUGCUCGCUGACAAUGGUGUUUCGGAAAAAUUGGAAUCCCCGUUGGUUGAGGCUUUAUACGGCGUCAGCGUGGAAAGUCUGAAGCAGGCGGGUGCAGAUAAAUUUCACCCCAAUCCGGAGGUGUUUUUGACCGCGGAGACGGCUGCGGGCGGGGAGAGUACACCACAAACAGGCGAGCACCCGGAGUACAUCUACCACGUGGCAAAGGGCAGCGAUGGACGGAUGUACCUCAAAGUCGUCCGAAGCUUACUGCUUGAUAAAGUUCUAUGCGGUAAUCGUGUUAGCCAAAUGACCCGCGCGUACGAUGAUAUCGAUGCCGUAACACGACUUCUGGAGGAAAAGGAGAAGGACUUGGAGCUGACGGUGCAGAUCGGCAAGGAACUGUUGACGCAGAAUACGGCGCUCGAGAAUCGGGUUGCCGAACUGGAGCAGGAACUGAAGAAUACGAACGAAAACCUAGCGCAGCUCGCCCACGAGCUGCACCAGAAGAACGAACUGAUCGGAAUACUGACCAACGAUGCGGACGACAGUAGUGAGAAUGUCACACCUACCACGUCCAAAUCGGUGAACUUGGAGCUGCUGCAGCGCAAGGUCAAAUCGCUCGAGGACGAAAACAAAUCGCUGCGAAGCGAAGCCGCCCAGCUGGUGAAGGAAACAGACGAAUGCGAGGAGCAGGAGCGCAAACUGAUGGCCGACAUCGCCAACCAGCUGAAUACGGCCAACAGCGAGUUCGAUGGGUUAAAUCUGGAGCUGGAAAGACUGAAGGAAGAGAACCGCCUCCAGCAUGAGCAGAUCAUUAGUCUUACCUCGCGGCUUGCCGAGGCGGAAAUUCGGCUCCACCAGCUCAGCACGGAGAACGAGGAAGCGUCCUCAUUGCUCAGUAUUACCAAAGAAAACCAAAAUCUGCUGGCUGGUGAACUGUCCGAAUUUAAGACGCGCUACCAGGAGGUGCUGAAUCUGCUGCACGAGACCCAGGAUCAGUUGAGACGCCAGAGGAAACGUUCGCAACCGAUGGCACGCAGCACGCUGAUUCCUAGCCUGGGUAUGCCGGCGCCGGAUUCUCUCCAGUCGGAGCUGAUGGAGACAUCGCUCUACUCGGAGCACAGUCUGGAUUCGGGUAUCGCUUCCGAGCGAUGUGGACCUUCCGUUCAACCGUCGUACAAAAAGAUAUUCGAAACGGUUCGCUCGGCGACUCGCGCCAACCCGGGAGGCUUCAGUGAUACAUUCUCCCAGCUUGGUUCAAUGACGAUGAGCUCCUCCUCGCAACCGCGGAUGGCACCGUAUGUAUUUCCGGGAGGUGGAACCACCACAGCACACUCGUACAAGAGUGGUUCCUCCAUUUACAGCACAAUGUACGAAAGUUCACUUGGUGGACGGACGUAUUCGCGGGAAAGUUUGGUAUCGGACACGGAUGAGAACUAUCCGGCUCAAGCACAAGUCGGCGUUCCAGGUGCUCCCGGUGCCAAAGACCUCGAAGCUGCUCUCAAACGACUGACGCCGGCCGAAGUGCUGGCCCGCAGAGCAAUGCUUCAACAUGCACCGGCCGGAACGUACAGCUACGAUGAUCAACCGAGUGGUAUUCCAUUGGGCUGUCGCACACCGGAUAGUAUCAUGUCCACCGGUUCAUCCGGUUUAUCCGGCAUGUCUUCGAAUCAGUGGCGACUACCGGAGAAACUGCAAAUCGUUAAACCAAUCGAAGGCUCACAAACCUUGCACCACUGGUCCCGCCUGGCAACGCCAACUCUCAGUGGUCUCUUGGAAGAACGACCUGGCGUCACGAUCCGUGGCGGACGUGGCUUGGACGAACUCGGCCUACAAACUUACUCGUUGUCGGACGUUGAAGAAGACGCCGAAGAGCAUCCGGGCAAACGCUUCCAAACUUUCGGCUGCACGUACACAUACACCAAUAGCACCGUGAUGCAUCCCGAUGACGGUACGACGGCGGUCACAUUCAGUCUUCCACCGUCGCAAGUUUCCUCGCAGAUGCCAUCCGAGUGUCCCUCGCGGCAACCGUCAACACCAUCCACACCGCGCACCGGACUGUCCAGAAGAAAUUCCUGUUCGACGUUUUCCGUUAACUUGGGGUUGGCUUCGAUGCUGAACGAGCGGGGCAUCAAGGCGGUUACACCCAGUGCCCUGAAUACGCCCGCCGGGCCGAAUUAUUCACCGACCGUUACGCCUUGCAAUAGUCCUGAUGGUUCCCCGCCACGUCCCUGUUCACCGGAAGUACCUCUGUUGGGCAGUUUGCUUGCCUCUGGAAGCGACAUCCUGCGGAAAAGGUUUGCCGGCGAGGUUGAACGUCCGUCGCGGCUAACGGCUCGCAAUAAGCUGGCGCUGACGCGACUGGAGAAAAAGGCUCUUCGAUCGAUUAAAAUUAUGGAAAAGGUCGAAAGUAUGGGUAUGGAUAAUUUUAUGCCUCACGUCGGUCAUGGAAUCAGUCCGCUGGCUCUGCACAGUUCAUCAGCACUGUACACCUCGAAUGUUCGUGGUCGUACUUCUAGCCCGAUGGCCCAGCUGACGAGCCUGAAACAUCUGCAGGAUAGUCGACUUAACAAGCAUCAUCAACAGCAGCAGCAUCAGCAGUCCCAGGAAGGGGGCCUUCUGAUUGAUAAGGAAACGAUUCGAGCGGUGCUAAGCAAGGGACUGUCCCAUGAUAGCUUGAAAAAUAUUUCCUCUGGUUCCAGCGAUGCAUCCGGCGUGUCAGCUUCCUCCACCUCGGGAGUAUACGGUGAUAGCGAUAGUGGUUCCUCAGUUAGUGUGGCAAGACCGGUUGCCACAAAGAAACCAGCUGCAACAAAGCCGGAAACACAGCAACAGCAGCCAUCUCCGACAACUGCUGCACGACUGAAGCAGAUGCAGCGGCAAAAAAGCCGUCGCAAUCUGCUGAACGGUGCUAAUGGUGGAGCGCAGCGACCCGAUCUGGGAACGGUCAACGGCUCCAGUCGACCGAGCGUUCGUCCGGAUCUUGGUACGGUAGGUAGCAGUGGUGCUGCAAACGCUAGCAGUAAGCCCAGUAAGAGCAAUAGCCAGAACAAAACUGAUUCGUCGGUUCACACGCAACCGGCAGCGGCGGCGGAACAGAGCCGCUCACUAGGGCAAAGUGUGUAUGGUACGAUCAGCUCGCUACUGUUUGGACGCAAGGGAGGACUUCUGUAAGAAGGAAAAACAAAAAAUGCGGCUUGUUUUUCGUUUUUGUUUCUAACACCAACUAACUACUCCCCGUAAGAAAAAAAUUUCUUGUGAGAAAGGAAAAGUUUUGUCUGUUUUAAGAUCAUUUAAGUUACACUUGUUUUACAGCUCGGUAGAGGAAUACGGUUUCGCUCGCACUACUUUAGCGCCUUUUUUCCCCGCUUUUUCCCAUCAUCAAUGACAAUUGAUAUCAGCAUAACAUUUACAACAGAAUGAUGGUAGAUGAAUAAGGUUCGAAAAUGCUUUCAAUAUAAUUUGUAUAUAAAUACGACGAAGAACUGUUACUGCUCCCUUGGCAUGGUUGAGUUAUGCAAGGCUCCAACUACUGAGGGUCGAUUAAGUUUAUGAUACGAUCUGUUAAAUCGUUUCAUUGCUCGCUUCAGUAUUACCAUGGGUGCCGUCAAACUCAUGAUUGGACACAACAAAUUUGUUUUGUUUUGUAACUCUUUAUUGGAUAUUUGGAAACUUACUCUCAAACGUUUUAGUCAAUGAUUUUCUUAAAUUUGAGUGUUAAAUUGCAUAAUUCAGAAAACUUAAUUUGCUUGACAAAAUUGAGUACACAAAAUUUGAUUUAUCAUGUUGAGUUUAUUCUUGCUGAAGAAUUAUUGCAUCUCACAGUUUUGAAAAGUUUUUAGGCUCUGCAUAUAAAAGACAUUACGCUUUUCUAAUAUUCUGUUUCAAUUUGAUACCUAUUUUUAUUAUUUUUUAUAAUUCACACUCGCUAUUUAGUUGCUUACUGCCAUUUGUUAUUUAUAAACUUUCCUUCGGUUCGACCAACAUCGGCAAACUGUGAAACAUCGACAAUGGAUUACUUCUUGCUUGUGCAUUGGAAUAUAUUUCUUUCUCAAAAGCAAUUCCAAUUAAAUAUUUUUUUUAAACAAUCUUUUGUCCGCGAAUAAAAGUAUAGUUCAACAGUAGUAGCAUUCACUAAAGGAUCGCACUAUUGCUUAUUUAGAAAAGUUUAGUAUACAGAUAGUAUAAGCACAUUCCAGUGUCACGCAAUAUUAAAUUGUAAGCUUAAUUGCCAUCUAUGCAACAUCAUAUUUUAUUUCGACCCUGCGUACUUUGCAUUUUUCUCUCUGAAUACUGCCUUAUCUAUUGCAUUCAGUCAACGCUACACUUUUCAAAAGACUUUUUUCCUUCCGUCAUUCUCACGUGCAAAAGUGUUGUAAUUUUUUGUCGAAGCUCUGUCACUUGCCGUAUAGUCGAAAAUGGAAUCGCUUUUAUCCAAUCAAAAUUCCAACCUGCAAUCACUUUUCGGAUCCUUUUUGACAUUUUACCAUGAUGCAACGACGAAGGAGGCUAUUGGCAAAACAACCUAACCUGAUGCUUUUCAGUCUUUGCUCGACUGAAAAAGUAGCAAAGCAAGCUAUGAUGCCAACCAACCGCGUUGUUGCGUUUAAAGUCAGCCAGCCAGCCCUUCCUUCGAUUGUUCGACGAUUGUCACCCCGUUCCGAAUCUUUCCCGCGGCUUGAAAGAUUCGUGCAAGCAAGUAAAAGUGACAAUCCACGGUGCGGAUUUUUCCGAUGGUGAUUCGUUGCCAAGCAGCCAACAGUUUUACUGAGUUAUUUUCUAUUGCAGCUUAUCUUAUUUUUAUUUUUCCAAGAAGAUUAAUCGAAGCUUAAAUAUUGUUAUCGCUUGACCUAUUCAGUAUCAGAUUCACGGUUUCUUAUGUCAUCUAUAAACUUUGCUUCCUAAGUAAUCCCUUCAGUAGCUUAUUUUAAGAGAACUAGACUGCUUUGGUGUAGAAAUUAUAGUUAGCGCUAGAGAUUUAUUUUUCUUAACCUUCAUACUAGCUUACUAUCCUUUACUAGGUUUACGUUUCUUUACGCUAGAGGUGCUAUGAAUUUACGAGCGUGCUAUUUUGGACUUUAGUGCGAAUUAGAUAAGAUCCACAAAACGCUAAAGAGAAUAAAUUCUCUGCACCGCAUUGUACUACUGUUUCCUUAAAAAAAUAUCGAUUUACAAUAAAAAAAAGUUUCGAGCUAAAGGAUAUACUAGAAAGAAAGAGAAUGUACAUAAACGUAACGAGCAUAAAUUUAUUAUUAAAUAAAAUAAUAGAAAACAGGUAUCACAAAAUAUGGAGAAAAAAGGUAAAAAAGCUGUUGUAGAUAAUUAUUUAAUUAGGCAAAUCGAGCGAGAUGAUACAAGUAGCUGUGUAACGAUAAACUAUUUAUUUUUAUACAAACAAAAAGAACCGGUCACAGAGCCGGCCCCCCAAGGUGACUAAAACUUUAACUGUUAUGAGAAGAAAAAAAUAAAACAAAGAAACAUAUAAAACCUUACAACGCAAAACUAAUAAUAUAGGUAUACUCUAUAGAACGCCUUUCUUUGCACACCACAAUAAAAACUAUAACUUAUCUGUCAAAGCUGAGCUGUGCGCGCUAUAGUAGUACACAGUGGAAAUGAUCGGAAAGCUUCGUUCGGCUAAAUAAUUUCACACAAGAAACUAACACGACGACGGCGGCGGCGGCGCCGGUUUAACAACAAAACGCGUUGUCCCGUUAAGAAGUGUCAAAACAGUUGUUGAAGCAGUAUCGAGUUACAGACAAACAAAUAAAAACACACAUACACACACAUAGUAAAAGAAAACAGAAAAAUAAACAACAUUUAGUGUGCAACAAAUGCAACUAAUACCUACGAUUAAAUCACAGCUGCAGCGUAGAAACACAAACUAAAACUGAAAUAAAUUUUGUUCUAGUAAAAAAACAGUGAUUUAGUAGCAGCCUCCGUUAUCCGUAAAUGAACAGAACAUGAGUCGAGUGAUAAUGUGAUGCACAGAAGAAGAAAAAAUACUACUAUAUAGUACACUCAGUCUGUUUGGAACGAGACGAUGAGAGAAAAGCAAAAAAACAAUGUUGGUUAAUUGUAUUACUAGAAUGUUAAAGCCAGAUUUUUUUCUGCAGGAACAAGAUUAUUAAUAAAAAUA